AUCCGGAUUAAACAGAUUUAAUGUCUUUUUAUUAAAAAUAACAAAACUAAUAAUCAAAUUCCAUGCAAGUCGCGGGUUAUUACCUAGCAAUAAUGUAAAUGAUGAAUGAUACAAUAAAUAAAGGUUUACUGACAUAUGUUGUUAUUUUCCUAACGAAUAGACAGUAAUUAAUAUAUGGUGUGAGAAGGCUGGUGGUGUUUACCACCUCAACAUAGCAUAGCUGUAAAAAAAAUUCAAAUUAAAAUCUACCUUUUAAAAUUGAUUUUCUCUUGAUAUAUAAGGGAUUAUAUAUUUACCACAUAAGGGAUGAUAUCUUUCCCAUAUAAAUUUGAAGUUCAGUUGAUGACUGGUUGAAUAAAAUAGAAGAUUAAAUAGAAGUCAAAGAUACGGAAAAAUAUUACUAAAGUUAAAGAUUUUGAAAAGUUAAUGCAUGAUAAAAAGAAUGAUUUUUUUGACAAACCUAUACAGUUUGUACGCGUCCUAAUUGUAUUCUUAGAACGGAACAAACUUUGCCAUGAACCGAGAGAAGUACAAUCCAAUGAAUCACUGUAAGAUCAUCAGACGCCGCACACAAUCAUCCACGACCUCCUCAACGUAUGUAGGAGAGAACCCAAAGACGCUUCCCAUCGAUCUCAUCAUGGAGAUACUCAAGAGGUUACCAACAAAGACCAUUGCAAAAUGCCGUUGCGUCUCGAAGCAGUGGGGUUCCUUACUUUGCGAUCCAUAUUUCACGAAAUCAUUCCUGACACGUUCGUCAACUCGGCCGCGUCUUCUGUUCACAUUCGAAUUUGGCGGCAAGUGGCAUUUCUUCUCGUCCCCUCAGCCUCAAAAUGGCGAUGAGCAGGUUGUAAUAGCAGAUUAUCAUAUGGGUUUCUCUGGAGAUUGGUACAAGGAAACUUGUAUACUCGCCAACGGGUUUAUCUAUCUAAAUGAUAGGAAGAUGUUAAAGGAAAAGAUGGAAAGGGUUCCUGUGAUAUGUAACCCUAGCACGGGUCAGCAGGUAAAUUUACCUAAAGUGUUAGCAAAGAAUAAGGACUUGAGAAGCUUUUUAGGGUAUGAUCCGAUCGAGAAUCAACUCAAGGUUUUGUGCAUGACUGUGGCAAGGUAUAGAGAACAAACUAACUCUAGAGAGCAUCAAGUUCUGACGUUAGGGAAAGGAAAACCAUCAUGGAGGAAGAUCGCAUGUUUGUUUCCGCAUUUUCCUGAGAAUUUCGGAACUGGGAUAUGCAUCAACGGGAUUUUGUAUUACAUAGCUCGGAGCAAUUUGAAUACAGUGAUAGCAUGCUUUGACGUUAAGUAUGAGAAAUUUAGGUUUAUACAAAUAGAUGAUGAGAACUCUAAGUUGUAUUGGUUCUUGACGUUAAUAAACUACAAGGGAAAGUUAGGUGCCAUAGUCUAUGAUCGUAGUAUCAAUGGUCAGUUAUGGGUUCUAGAUGAUCCUGAGCAGGAGAAAUGGUCGAAGCAUAUCUUUCAUUUGCCAGAUGCAGCUUUUUGGAUCAUGAGAUCAAUUUGGGCAACUGAUACGGGUGAAAUUGUUUGGGCGCGAAGUCGUUGGACCCAUCCAUUCUAUGUCUUCUACUACAAUCUAGAGACACAGAGUGUUAGAAGAGUAGAGAUCAAAGGAAUUGAAGGGAAGGUAUUGAUGGGUCAUUAUCGCCCCGAAGCAAUCUUAACCUUCACAAACCAUGUUGAGAAUGUGAUGCUUCUGUAAUAAAUAUGUGGCUUAUCGCAGUGUUUUUUUUCUCUCUCUUUUUUUUUUUUGUUGUUCCCUUGUUUGAUUCUAACUUCUAAGUCUUUUCUUCAAUUGAUCAUUUCUGAAUCUUAAUGUUUAAUUUUUUUUUAUUUGAUUUACUUGUGUAUUUUUCUGUCUCUUAACUCUCAACGACAUUGAUCUCGUUAUUGUUUUCCUGCUACUGCUUUUUUUUAUAUGCAUGAUAUCACUUACAGAUUACGUAAACUUGAGAAACAAAUCUUACAUAGAAAUAUAGAAGAGCAUCAUUAUCCCUAAAACUCACUGAGGGUUUCUUAAUUUUUUCUUUGUCUGAUCAAAAAAAAAAUAGAAACCAAUCGCAGACAGCCACGUGUCAGUGGGACCCGCAAACUGUAAGAAACGGACGAACUGCGUCCCUCAUUUCACAACUUUUGAAACCGAUUAUUGCUAUUUUAUGGGACCCACGCCAUUGGAACAGUGCAAGAAACCCUUUUAUCAGCCCCAAUAAUCAUGGCCUAAGCCACAUAACGUUAGUCCUCGUGAGCUGUGAGGUUUAGACGAUGCCAAUAAGCAAGUAUGAUUGAAGGUUAUCUACCUUUGGCCGCCUUUUAGGAGCCAUUGGUACAAAUGAAAUUGCUCUACAACCUGGCGUUGCGAAUGGUGAGGAAGUUUUUCUUUACUUUGUCCUUAUCUUUCAGCAACCAUAUUAAGAAUAUGAGGUUGGUGACUUGACUUGAAUUAAUACAACUAUAAAAUGCAACAAACAAUCUAAUUAAACGUGUAUUCAGUUUCAGUUGCAAAAUUCAUAUACUUUUUUCAUAUAUAUUCAAUGGUGACAUGCAUUAAGGUCAUCCGGAUUGGGAGUAUUUCAAACACAUGAGUUCUAACAAAAUAAUACUAGUAUUUAAUUUUGAGAAACUAAUGUGAAAGUUAAUUAAUACUAUGUCCCAAAAGUGUGUAGUAAAUACUUUUUCUGUUUCCAAAAGCAAUUGCUUAAAAUAGUUAUUUUUCCACAAAAUACUAUUUAAUUGCUUAAAAUAGUUGUCUUAAAAUAGUUUUAAUAAUAUUUUUAAUCAUUUUUUACAAUGAUAAAUUCAAAACUUGCAAUGACAACAACACCAUACUUGUCUUAACAAUGCAUCAUUAAACCCUAGCGCAGAGAGAAAGAGAGAGAGAGUAUUUCAUAUUUUCAGAAAUAUAAUUUGGGUAUUUGGGUAAAGUUUUGGGUACUAUCCAGGUUUUCGGGUCACGUUUUAUGUAAAAUCAGAAAUUUUUGCAGGAUUUGAAUGUUUUUGGGGGGUUUUGAUAUUUUUGGAGUUUUAGGUAUUUUCGGAUCUUUGUUUCAAGUUUGAGUAUUUUUGGGCUUUUUGGAUCGUAAAUACCCAAACCUCCAACCCGAAAUGCACGGAUUUUUUAACAAGUUUUUAAAAUUAGCACUUGAAUCGACCCGGACCCAACACGAACCAACCCAACACUAAAUCAGAACACCUAAAAUAUAUCUAUUGGGUUCAAAUAUGCUAGAUCCGAAAGAUCCAGACCGGUGAGAACGGACCGGACCUGAUCCGAGGACCCGAAUAAUAAUCUGACUCAAGUACUUGUUUAGAUUCAGAACAGACCAUUGGAGCCGCUGAGGCAUGAUCAAAAUCAAAACAAUGGGAUAGAGCACAUGAUCUUUGAGCAUGGAGGACUUUGAUCCUGCUUUAAUGGCUCCAAGAGCACAUGAUCUUUGAGAAUGAGCAUGAAUGAUUAGUCGUCUAACCAAAGUUGUGUAAGGACAAUUAAUUCUGCCUAGGAGAUACGAAUUUCAGGUCAAAUUCUUUUCGAGAGGGAGAGGGAGAGGGAGAAGGAGAGGGAGAGGGAGAGGUCAAAUUUAUUUUUAUAUUUAAAUAGUAGUAUUAGAAAAUUAGUAGAAGUAGAAUUCUUUCAUUUCCAUUGAUUUGUUAAUUAGUUUCCAAAAUAAAAUUUAACUAUUGACC
Messenger RNA from Brassica napus (rape), 3687 nucleotides. RefSeq names its product putative F-box protein At1g46984. The record is from RefSeq and is a predicted model, not a curated record. Lineage: Eukaryota; Viridiplantae; Streptophyta; Magnoliopsida; Brassicales; Brassicaceae. The transcript has a single exon. Gene Ontology annotation, molecular function: protein binding. The coding region runs from base 515 to 1711 and encodes 398 amino acids.